AUGGCACCGUCAAGUUCUUCGACUAAAAGUCCAAAAAAGCGGAAACGUUUAGCAGAGGAUACAGACAAAUAUGAUAUACCUAAGAAGAAGAAGAAGUCCAAGAAAAAGAGAGACCCUGAAAAGUUGUCUGAAAGCUUGUCAGAUGCUGGACCAACACCGGGACAAGAAUUAGAGAACAGCGAUGACAACUCGGUGGUUUGGUCUGCUGAUGAUGUGGCAAACUUGCUGGACAACAUUGAGAAGUUGUACCCUGGAAAACCAUCUGACAUUUCCUACAGGCGGUCCCUGACAAAGAUUAAGUGGGAAAAAGUGGUGGUAGAAUCUCAUUCACCGGAUGCAUGUAAAGCCAAGUUCCUGGAACUCUUAACAAGGGUGAACUCAGUACGCACUCUUUCAGAGAUGGUAAAGGCGGUUAGAAGUAACAAAGUUGUCCCGGUGGUUCCAUGUAUUGGAGUGAAACCGAAACCCCCAACAACUGUUUAUAUGUUGUUUUGCCAAAAAUACAGAGAAAAACACAAAGGAGAAACAAUACAGUUGAGUGAUUUGGCAACUAGUUACCGCAAUAUUUCUGAGAAAAAAAAGAAAAAGCUGGAAAAACAUUAUGAGAAAGGAAAAUUGCAGUACAUUAAAGAAAUGGAAAAAUUCAGACAGAUGAAUCCAGAUCUUUAUCCUGUUAAGGUUAAAUCUCCCAGGAAAACAAAGAGUUCAGCAAAAUGUCCUAAAGUGGUCACUCCAGUUUCUCUUUAUAUCCAACACAUGUUGGAGAAGGAAUUAGCCAAUAAUAAAGAUGCUGACAAAUCGGAAAUAAGAAGUCAUGGAAAAGCAAAAUUUGCCACUCUUAAACCUAAAAAGCAACAGAAGUGGCUCGAUCAAGCAGUUGUUGCUAACAAAGAUUUAGAGGAACGUCUGAAAGUCUUCAUGAACAAUCAUCCAGAAAGUAAAUUCAGCUCCACGAUAUUGCUGAGAAAUGCACAAAAAAUCUUACAGAAAGCAAGAGGGAAGCCGGAAAAUCCACGAUCCGCUUUCAGAAUUUUUUCGCUACAAAAUCAUUCAAAAAUGACUCAUAUGACACAAAAAGAACAGCAGAAAGAAAACAUCGCUCAGUGGAAAGCACUUUCAUUCUCUGGAAAGAUGGAGUUUGAAAAACAAGCACUUCAGGAAAAGGUUGACUAUGCAAAACAGUACAAAGAAUUCUUGCAAAACUUGUCAGCGGAAGAACGUGUAGAGUUAACGAAAUGGGAGACAAAAAAGAAUACUCCUGCAAAGUCAUCAGAUGAAGUUGAUCACAGUAAAAGGGCAGAAUGUUUCUCAUCUCCAAACGGCGAAAAUCCCAUUACAGCUGCAAGGAAAAUAGACAUAAAGCAGCCUGAACCAUCAUCCUCUGAUGAAGAAAAAAUGACCAAACUGAAAUCUCCACGGAAGUCAUCACUAGAGAGAUCAAAGAAUCCUGUGUUACCAUCUCCUUCAUCUUCCAACUCCUCAGAAAGUGAAGAGGAACAAGCACCAUCACCUAAAAAAUCUAGACUUUCACCACAGAAGGUUGUACCUUCUCCCAAGAAGGUACUGAAAAAGAGUUCCACCAGCUCGUCAUCUAGUUCUGAGAGCAGUGAUGAGGAAACUGUUGUACGUUCACCUAAAAAAAGUGAGAAAGUACUGAAAAAGACAAAAUCUUCAUCGUCAUCAUCUUCAUCUUCGCCAUCAUCAGAUAGUGAAAAUGUAGUUUUAACACAAAAACCUGUGGUGUCAUCUGUAAAUAAAAGAAAACCAUCUCCUCCAAUAAAACGACUGGUACCAUCAACUUCACCAGUGAAGAAAACAAAAAUCCCUGUCAAAACAUCUAAACAGUCUGACUCCAGUGACUCCAGUGACUCAGACAGCAGCAGCAGCAGUAGCAGCAGUGAUACCCAACCCACAAAGACAGCACAGAAGCCACCAUUGCAGUCAAGCCCAUUCACAACUUCUGCAAUCAAAACGGUGGUAAGCCAAAGUGAAUCCUCUAGUGAUUCUGACAGCAGUUCCGACUCGGAUUAAUCUCAGAUCUAACACAGGAAUUCAUCACCUUAUGCUAGAGACUUUGAAACAGGACACAGAGAUAUUCCUGGAAGAAAAUUUGGACCCACGUGCAUCAUAUUCAAAUAACUUUACAACUGAUGUUUACUAGUCCAUCAUCAAUUGUCUGACAUGUUCAAACCUUAAUGAGCUACUUAAAAAACUUUCUUCAUUGUUUUUUACUCUGUGAUUGUCACAAUACCAAAAAUUUGUGGUGCAUUAAUUUCCUGAAACAGACUAUACUUUUUAUCACAAAAAAGGAACUAUAACUCGUUGUUUGUUACAUUUAUUUGUUAAUAGAAAGUCAAUAAGACAUUUUUCUUGGUGUAGUAUAUCAGUUUGUAUGGAUGGAGAGUGAGUUAUUGUACCAGAAUCUAUAUAUGUUACUAUACAUCUGUUGAAAUAAUUCAAAUGUGAAUUUAAUUGUUAUAAACUUUUAACCUUUCAGUAUAAUUGUAAUUAAAGCCUUUAUAUUUGUCGUGAACAAAAUGUCAAUAUUUCUUUGAUAUGAGCUAUUCUGUGUUGGAUAUGCAGUAUUUGAUUUAGGAAAAAUUUGGAGUAUCUUGCCAUAUCUUGUCCUGUUGUUAUGCUCCCUGAAAAUACUAAGACGAUGUGAAAUGUACCACAUUCAGGGCCUGAAACUCCUUAUUGUCUCCCAGAGACUUGGGUAUCAAAGUCAAAAACAUUACAAUUAGUAGGAAGGUUUAAUGGAGUUAAAUUUCUGUAUCCUGGUAUCAUCUGUCUGCCUCCUAUGAUGAGGUAUAAUACUAGUAAGUGUAGGGUUAUUUGAAAUACUUCUGGGUAUUACUUGUUUUUGGUAUUGCACCAUAAACAUGGAAUGGUUGUCAGGUGUACAUGAACUUGACCAGUCUCUGCAAUAUUGUGGUUAAAAUGUUUUCUACCUAGAUGUAUUUGCUGGAUUGUCCUGUGAACAGCCAGGAAUAUUUGGAGACAGUAGUAAGUGGUGGCUUCCUCACUGAACAUACGGAAAAUCUGGAAGCAUUUAACCACAUGUCAAGUUGCUGAGGUCAAUAUUAUAAUGUCUGAGCUAACCCAGAUACUAUCAUAAUAAAAUAUCAUUUUCAAAAUAA
Ylistrum balloti is the source of this 3140-nucleotide messenger RNA. RefSeq names its product nucleolar transcription factor 1-B-like. The transcript has 19 exons. The record is from RefSeq and is a predicted model, not a curated record. NCBI's taxonomy places the organism in Eukaryota, Metazoa, Mollusca, Bivalvia, Pectinida, Pectinidae. Bases 1 to 2031 code for a protein of 676 amino acids.